Messenger RNA from Asparagus officinalis (garden asparagus), 918 nucleotides. Its product is annotated as transcription factor MYB36-like. Bases 52 to 888 code for a protein of 278 amino acids. NCBI's taxonomy places the organism in Eukaryota, Viridiplantae, Streptophyta, Magnoliopsida, Asparagales, Asparagaceae. The transcript is spliced from 3 exons. The record is from RefSeq and is a predicted model, not a curated record.
GAAAGAGAUCUAGAGAGAGAAAGAUAUUGAAGAGGGAGACUUUAGAGAGAGAUGGGUCGAGCACCGUGCUGCGAUAAGGCGAACGUGAAGAAGGGGCCAUGGUCGCCGGAGGAGGAUGCAAAGCUCAAGGCUUACAUAGAGGAGAAUGGAACUGGUGGCAACUGGAUUGCUCUCCCUCAAAAGAUUGGUCUAAAGAGAUGCGGCAAAAGCUGUAGACUCAGAUGGCUCAACUACCUCAGGCCUAACAUCAAGCAUGGUGGCUUCUCUGAAGAAGAAGAUCAAAUCAUCUGCAGCCUCUACAUCAGCAUCGGAAGCAGGUGGUCCAUAAUUGCUGCCCAACUUCCUGGUAGAACCGAUAAUGACAUCAAGAACUACUGGAACACUAGGCUGAAGAAGAAGCUCCUUGGACGCCGUAAGGAUCCAUCUCAAUCUCGCCGCUCAUUCUCCCUCAAUCAAGAACUCAGCUCUCAUGCCGACAAGCCAUCACAAACCCUAAGCUCGACUGCUCUUGAGAGGAUGCAACUCCAUUUACAGCUCCAAGGCCUCAACAACCCCUUCUCUUUUUAUAACAAUCCUGCACUAUGGCCUAAAUUCAAUCCUCUUGGGAGUCAGCCAGUGUAUAAUCCCACAUCCGAACAAAAUGAGCAAUCUUUGAUUCCAUCGAUGCCUUCAGAUGAACCUAGUUAUCCACCGCUGAGUGCUGGAACGCAAGAAGAUUUCAGCUGUGAGAGUUCUUCGAACUUUAAUUCUCUGAACGACGAGCUUCAGAACUUGAUUUAUGGCAAUAACGGCAUAGCUGAGCUUGAGAAGGAGAAUGUGAAUUGGUUUGGUAAUGAGUUUGAUUCCUUAAUGCUGCAGGAGAAUCAUGUGUUAGGGUACGACAUGUAGUGUACUAUUGAGUAUUAUGCAGGAAGGGUU